GAGUUGUUGUAAGGCCGUAACUGCUUACUAUUUUCAUUGUCAUGUAGACCUAAAUACUGAAGAUAAUCACAUAUUUUCUUUAUCGUCACGGCUUGGAUUUUCUUAUUUCCAUAUGGGUUACCAGCAGAAUAUUUAUUCUGUAGACUUGCUCUAUUGUGAUUCUCAAUAUUUUCGAGUUCCUAUGGCAUAUUUAUCAACUCUGUUGAGUUACGGGGAUCCCAUAUCUGCAACUGUUUAUAGCUGUUAUAUCAGAACUUGGAAAUAUAUAGAAUUUUAUUAUCAUGCUGAUUUACUCUAUAGGAAUUCUCAAUUUAGUUGAGUUCCUAUGAUGGUGUAUUUCUCAAUUUUGUUAAGUUAUUAAAUGUGGUUGUAUGUCAAUGCCAUUCAUAAACUUCUAUUUUCGGUAGAUAUAACAGGCAAAAGGUUUGGACAUUUCAUAUCGGUAGUCUUACUGAGAGAUGAUAGUAGAAUUGUCCCAGGUUUGUUUUGUAUUACCAACACUGGUUGCCGCUGUGGCGACUAGGCCAGUAACUGAAAAUGUUGCCAUUUCAUUGGAUACCCAGUAAAUUUGACCUGCAAUAUACUGAUGCACUGGAAAAAGCUAUCUUGACGUGUGUCAAAAGGAGCCAUUUUGAAGCAUUUCGAGUAAUGGUGUUUGCCUAUUUAGAAGGGCUCAUAAUUAUUCGCCUUUUGUCCCAAACUUGCAUCAAGACGUGCUUUAUUUGUUUUGAUGAAUAAGAAAGUGUGUCAUGAUUAUUCAUCUUUUUUUUAACUUCUUUUCUCGAGUUCAUCUUAUUUCUUUUAUUUUAAAAUGAGACAGACUUUCGUGCGGCAAAAGGUCACUCUGUCAUCUGUUCCUCCUUCUAAUCCAGUGAAAGAAGGAAGCGAUGCCAGUCACACAAAGGUCGAGUCAGUCCAAUAUGGAAGUGAACUUAGAGAAUGCGGCACUCUGUUUUCUGAAUGCUGUGAACAGGGGCAGAACUGCUACUUGUUUGAUGAAUCAGAAAAGGGAGGUCACACUAACAGAAUGUAUUGCUCAAUGGAAUGUGACAUUAGCGAAUCAAAUGAAUCGAGUCCCAUUGGGAGCUCAGAAAGUCACACUAAUGCUAAUGGUUGCUGCUGUCAAAUAGACAGUGAAAAGAAGUCUUGCUGCAGACCUUCCAAAGUGAAUGAUAGUUCAGCUGGAGGGGUUCUUCGUUAUGCUUUGCACCUGCGUUUUCUGAGCCCCUUUUCCAAGAAAUCAUCAAGAUCGAUGCAGCGGACCAAACCUGGCAUGUCAUCAGAACUACUCAAUCGAAGUACCGCGACCGAGGAAGAGAGGCGAUUUUAUCUCUACAAUGAUAUUAGAGUUGUGUUUCCUCAAAGGCACUCAGAUUCAGACGAAGGCGAGGUAUGUAGAAACUGAGAUCACUCUAGGUUGUGUAGCUAUCUCUUUUCACACAAC
This is a messenger RNA of Aegilops tauschii subsp. strangulata, 1444 nucleotides long. RefSeq lists its product as uncharacterized. The record is from RefSeq and is a predicted model, not a curated record. Lineage: Eukaryota; Viridiplantae; Streptophyta; Magnoliopsida; Poales; Poaceae.